AUGCAAUAUGCUACUAUCGGCAUUCCAAAUGUGACCCUUUUGCGAAUGAGGACAUCGGUAAGUAAGUGUACAAAGCAUUAUUUAGCGAAUAGUAAGACGAAGGAUAGACAAAUAAUCGGAAAUGCUUAUCCAGAACAUUUACUGGAAUGUAAACCAGUAUCAAAUGAAAUUCAACAACUUCAGGGAAUUGACAGCAAUUGUGCAUUGAUUAAUGCUGGACUUUGA
Loa loa (African eye worm) is the source of this 225-nucleotide messenger RNA. RefSeq lists its product as hypothetical. The record is from RefSeq and is a predicted model, not a curated record. The transcript has 3 exons. Lineage: Eukaryota; Metazoa; Nematoda; Chromadorea; Rhabditida; Onchocercidae. Bases 1 to 225 code for a protein of 74 amino acids.